CCUCCCAAACUCUCUCAAACACCCAAAAGGCGGUUUACACCAUUUCAUAAAAUCUUGUCCUUUCAGAUCCCAUAUAAUUUCUUGGCCUUCCCGGAACGAAAUGUGUCCAUCGGGAACCGCCUCGGGCCGUCGUGAAACAACCGGAAAACCCAAUUUACGAUCAGCAUUCGAUGUUCUUGACGCUGAUAGCGACGGAAAGAUUAGCCACGACGAUCUCCGGGCCUUUUACGGAGGGUUUUCGGGCCCUGGGGAUUCCAAUGAGGAUGAUAUAAAGUCUAUCUCCCAAACUCUCUCAAACACCCAAAAGGCGCCACGACGAUCUCCGGGCCUUUUACGGAGGGUUUUCGGGCCCUGGGGGAUAUCCAUGGCGGAUUUUAACAAGGAUGGAUAUGUGGAAUAUGAAGAAUUUGAGAAGGUGUUGAAUGGGAAAAACGGUAGAAAUGGGAGAUGGGUUGUAAUGGAAGAUGCUUUUCGGGUUAUGGACAAAGAUGGAGAUGGGAAAGUGGGCCGUGAGGAUUUGAAAAGUUACCUUAAAUGGGCCGGGUUUGAGGCCCAUGAUGAAGAUGUUGAAGCCAUGAUCAGGUUGGCCGGUGGAGAUGAAAAUGAUGGGGUUACAUUUCAGGGUCUGCUCAAGGUUUUGGCUUUUUGAUUUUUCUCAACUGGGGCACAAUCAAGGCAGAACUUUUACUUGUUCAAAUAAGCAAUAAGGCGAAACAGGAUCGUCUGCAAGUGCAAGACAACCCUAGGCAAACAUUUUUGUCUAUUUAUUGUUUUUUAUUUAUAAUUGUUGAACAAUUUUCUUAAUUGUUGAGAUGAUUCUGUUCUGACCA
This is a messenger RNA of Olea europaea var. sylvestris, 830 nucleotides long. RefSeq names its product calmodulin-like. Bases 101 to 649 code for a protein of 182 amino acids. Gene Ontology annotation, molecular function: calcium ion binding. The transcript is spliced from 2 exons. The record is from RefSeq and is a predicted model, not a curated record. NCBI's taxonomy places the organism in Eukaryota, Viridiplantae, Streptophyta, Magnoliopsida, Lamiales, Oleaceae.